GGCUGCAGCCUCGCUCUGGUCCCUGCGGCUGGCGGCCGAGCCGUGUGUCUCCUCCUCCGCCGCCGCCAUAUUGUCUGUGUGAGGAGAGGGGAGAGCGGCCGCCGCCGCUGCCGCUUCCACCACAGUUUGAAGAAGACAGGUCUGAAAACAAGGUCUUACCCCUCAGCUGCCUCCAAACACAGUGACCACCAGAUCUUCAAACAUCAAGGCCAGCUCUGUCCGCCAACCUGUCUGACAUGUCGGGACCCGUGCCAAGCAGGGCCAGAGUUUACACAGAUGUGAAUACGCACAGACCCCGAGAGUACUGGGAUUAUGAGUCACAUGUGGUGGAAUGGGGAAAUCAAGAUGACUACCAACUGGUGCGAAAAUUAGGCCGGGGUAAAUAUAGUGAAGUAUUUGAAGCCAUCAACAUUACAAAUAAUGAAAAAGUUGUUGUUAAAAUUCUCAAGCCAGUAAAAAAGAAGAAAAUUAAGCGUGAAAUAAAGAUUUUGGAGAAUUUGAGAGGAGGACCCAACAUCAUUACACUGGCAGACAUUGUCAAAGACCCUGUGUCACGAACCCCUGCCUUGGUUUUUGAACACGUAAACAACACAGACUUCAAGCAAUUGUACCAGACAUUAACAGACUAUGAUAUUCGAUUUUACAUGUAUGAGAUUCUGAAGGCCUUGGAUUAUUGCCACAGCAUGGGAAUUAUGCACAGAGAUGUGAAGCCCCACAAUGUCAUGAUCGAUCAUGAACACAGAAAGCUACGACUAAUAGACUGGGGUUUGGCUGAAUUUUACCAUCCUGGACAAGAAUAUAAUGUCCGAGUUGCUUCUCGAUACUUCAAAGGUCCUGAGCUACUAGUAGACUAUCAGAUGUAUGAUUAUAGUUUGGACAUGUGGAGCUUGGGUUGUAUGCUGGCAAGUAUGAUCUUCCGGAAGGAGCCAUUUUUCCAUGGACAUGAUAAUUACGAUCAGUUGGUGAGGAUAGCCAAGGUUCUGGGGACAGAAGAUUUGUAUGACUAUAUUGACAAAUACAACAUUGAAUUAGAUCCACGUUUCAAUGAUAUCCUGGGCAGGCACUCUCGUAAGCGAUGGGAACGCUUUGUCCACAGUGAAAACCAGCACCUUGUCAGCCCUGAGGCCUUGGAUUUCUUGGACAAGCUGCUGCGAUAUGACCACCAGUCACGACUCACUGCAAGGGAGGCCAUGGAACACCCCUAUUUCUAUACUGUUGUGAAGGACCAGGCUCGCAUGGGUUCCUCUAGCAUGCCGGGGGGCAGCACACCUGUCAGCAGCGCCAAUAUGAUGUCAGGGAUUUCUUCAGUGCCAACCCCUUCACCUCUCGGACCUCUGGCAGGCUCACCAGUGAUUGCUGCUGCCAACCCCCUGGGAUGCCAGUUCCAGCUGCCGCUGGCGCUCAGCAGUAAUCCCCCAUCUGUCUCCUGAUGCCGGAGCAGAGGUGGGGACGUCCACCCUCUCCUUGAUGCAGCUUGCGCCUGGCGGGGAGGGGUGAGACACUUUCAGAAGCACCGUGUCUGAACCGUUGCUUGUGGAUUUAUAGUAGUUCAGUCAUAAAAAAAAAAUAUAAUAGGCUGAUUUUCUUUUUUUCUUUUUUUUUCUUCCUUUUUUAACUCGAACUUUUCAUAACUCAGGGGAUUCCCUGAAAAAUUACCUGCAGGUGGAAUAUUUCACAGACAAUUUUUUUUUCCCGUCCCAAAUUCAGUUCCUCAUUACUAAAGAACAAAGAUGAACCAGCCUCAUUCCUGGCUGCUGCGUUUGGGUGGAGGUUUCUUCCCGUCCCCACCAAUGCUCCCCCACUGUCCCAUGAUUUGGGGGUCAUAUCUCGUGCUCUUCUCCAGAGAUUACACAAAUGUAGCUUCUUGAGGGAGGCGGGAAGGAAGGAGGCAGGGAGAACCCUGCACUGCUAGUCCUUUAGACCUCUUGACCCCACAAGUGCUUCUGCAGGGUUAUCCUGCUGACUGGUGGAGGCUGUACUGAUGAUGGCAAAUCUACCCAAAGUGCAGACAGAUCCCAUACACUUCUGUUCAGUAUGAAUCAUGUCUUAUUGACCUAACCUUGAAUCCAACUCAGUUAUCAUUUUCGUUUUAGUUUAGUUCAAAAUUGUGAUCCUUCCCUUCCAGGCUCCUUACCUUAGUCUCUUCUCCUUUCAUCUCCAACAUACUGUGCUCCACUAGCUGGUAGGAGGGGGAAGGCAAAUAUAUCUAUUUGUCAGUUUUCUUUGACUUGGCCAUUUUGAAUUCAGUUAGUUCCUGGGCAUAACUUACUGCUUUUUACAAAAGAGACAGACGUUCUCUAUAUAGGUCUCAUGCUAGCAACUCUGAGAGCAAAUGGGAGAUGUGGCCACAUGGAGCUUCACUUUAGUUUUCUACCUUCCUUUCCUCCUGCCUUCCCCUUCCCUCACAUGCCAUCUAGUGAGAAGACUGCUCCUCGGUCCUGUAAAUGUAUCUGAGAGGGGGGAGCAGAGCCACUAUCUCCAAUGAAACAGAAAUGGUAGACCUGUAAUUGUGGGAAAACUAUAAACUCUCUUGUUACAGCCCUGCCACCCCUUGCUGUGUGUAUAUAUAUAAUACUUUGUCCUUCAUAUGUGAAAGAUCCAGUGUUGGAAUUCUUUGGUGUAAAUAAACGUUUGGUUUUAUUUAUCAAGGUUAGAUUUAAGUUCCCUGUGUAAAGGUCUCGCUGGGUGGGUGUCUCACGUUCACAUCUGGGGGGCCUAUGGCCCUGUACCGUGGAGGCUUCCCAAAGCCCCCAUUUUUAUACACCCCUCGUUUGACCCAUGGUACUGGGCAGGGCAGAGAGGCCUUAAAAAAGCACCACAAGCCAAAGCGUCUCUGGGGAUUAAGGAUCCUUUGCCAUAAAAACCCAUUUUGUGUCUCAGCAGUGCAGGGAUUGGGGAUGGAAAAAGUCGCCUCUGUGUGUGUGUGUGCGUGUGUGUGCAUAAAGUGGACUUUCCACUGUAAUCUAACCACCUAAGUUUAUCAGGUGCUUCACUGAGGAAGCCUAGUUUUUUAAGCACAAUAGCAAAACCAUCAGCUCUGUAUUUUCUCCUAUUUUCAUUACAGUAGCUGCUUUUGGGGACUAGGAAAAACUCUUCCAACAGAUUUUAAGGCCUAACAUCUUAGUUCCCUAUUCUACCAUUAUAGAUUCACAAGCCUUUCUCACCUAGGCAUCACAGGUAAAAAGAAUUGUUUGGGGAGUUGAAUUUAAUGAAUUUAUCUAACUUUGUAACCCAUCUUGGUUUCAGUAAGUUUAUCAAGGUGGUGGCUUUAGUGACUAUAAUGGUGAACCUGGAGGUAGCUAGUGCCUCCUUUCCCGAUGCUUCUCAGCACUCAGCUGUAGGGAAAGCUGCAGAGAAAACAUUCUGACUGUGUGACAGGGUGAGUUCUUCCUUGUGGCCACUGAGCAGUGGAUAUUUAUUGUACUUGACCCUUUUAAGCCCUAGAAUGCUGUGAGGGUGACCAUGUUGAACUUGUGCAGAAGCUAAAAGCACCAGAUGUGCCAGAGAUGCAAUUUGUGAUUAUGUUUGCACUGGAUUGUGAUUUGAACAGAACUCUUAUGACUAAUGAAUUCUUUCCUUUGAAAUGGGGAGGAGGGUUAUAAAUCCGUCAGACUUUACCCUGCUCUUGGAGCUCAGAAAUCUAGGUGUAGCUGAGGCUGAAGUGGAGAGCUGCAGACAGCUGGACCUCCGCACCCAUCAGUCCUUGCAAGAAACUGCAAGUGCGUGCAGAGGCUCUGAAGUGCCACCCAGGAGCUUUUCAAUAGAAUCGUUUUUAAAUGCUACUUGAGUCCCUGCAGAAGCAUGGAGAGUGAAAAUGACCCAGCUGGGGUGGGAGUGGGGGCCAGGGUUUACAGAGUAACAACUGUGUGUUGCUGCAAAUGACCUCAUCUGUAUGCCUUGUAUUGGGAGCUCCUUCUCAGCACUACUUGUCUGCAUUGCGUAGAUGGCAGGAAACAGCGCCAGUAUAAACCAGUUUUGUUGGCAACUACUCUGAAAGGUUUUAAAAGCAUCUCUAACUUUGUUUGAAGUGGCUCUUUUUUUUUUUUUUUUUUUUUUUUUUUUUUUUGCGUUUGAAGUCAGAAGCCCCCCUCCUCCCCUUGAUUUAUUGGUUGUAAUUGUAUUGUAAUUGGUAUAACUAAAACAUAACUGUGCUGGGAAGAAGUUGUGCCAUGAAGGUCUUUAAUUUUUUUUUUAAAUAAAAAGAUUGAAAUAAAUAAAAUAUCCCUGCAGCCUGAGCAAUAUGCUUCUCCAGCCGACACCGCUUGUGAUAGACGCUUAGUUCUCCUGUGUUCAACUUCACUGUUGGGUUGAUGGAGCUGUUACGUGGGACGGAUUAAGAUUGAGGAGCAUUGAUGUCUGGGUGUUGCUGGCAUCAGCGUACAGUGAAGGGAACAUACUACUGCUAGAAACGAUUGGUUUCAUCCGAGGUGGAUUACUUACCUUCUGAAUGCAUUUCAUCUGUAAAGUGGGACUGCUUCCUUUGGAUUGAGUGUGAAUGUCAGGUACUUGGCACUUGUUGGGCCUUGAUAAACCUCCUUCUCCUGGCUCUUUGGUAUGGAGAAUGAGUCGUUGGUUCUGUGGUUAAUGCACAGUAGAACCUUUUCAGCAUGGGGAGACUGAAUGAGAUGUCUCUGAGGUCUUUUAUUUUAGCAAGUUUAGUGCUGCAGCUAAAAGGUCCAUGGAGAUAGCUUGUUCAGUGAAUGGCAGGUCAGCUCAGGAGACAGCCCAGCCCUGAGGGCAUCCUGCAGAGUCUUUGGGCUGGCCUGAGGGUGUGCUAAGGAGCUUGUGGGAACCUAUGUGGCAGCUUCAGCUGAAACCAGCAAAAGGGUUAAUAAAAGAAAGAAAACCAUUUACUGCCUUAUCAACACCAAGUGAGUAGAGUCUACCAGAAUAGAUUCAAAUCACUGUUUAUUCUUCAUUUAACCACAGUAAAAUAGUGAAACCAAGGAAAAUGCUGGUGUCCCAUAUUUCUAGUUUCCCUUAAAUGUUCACCGUAUACUAUUUUAUGGCACCAGUGUGUUGGUGUUGAGAACAUAGGAGGUUAAAAAGUGUGGUUUAGAUAUAGGGAACCAUCUUACAAUAUCUUGUAUUGGAAAUGCCCAUCCAACUCACAUGGACUUUAACUUCUAACAUGUAUGUUGCUAUUUUAUACAUGAGACAGGAGGAUUAACUUAUUGAAAUAUCAUUGUCAGAGAUAGUGACCUAUUUUAUAAAAUAGAUAUUUAGGAUAUGGCUAAUUACUAGACAUAAAGUAGUAAUGCAGAUUGGAGAUUGGUUGAGAGAUUUGGGCAUUUUAAUUUCCUCUUAGUCUUGAAAUUUCAUCUUUGUGUCACGUGUGUUAAAUGCGGUUAUAAUUAGAACUAAUUUGAGCAUCUCUUUAAAAAGCCAGUUUUGCCACUACUGCAUACAGGUCUCCACCAGCCAGUUGUCUCCCGGAAUGAUGACUGGGUCUGCGGAGCUGCUUAGCAGUCACUGGUCCUCGACACUUCCCUGCUGGCAUUUUCUUCUUCCUCAGCUCUGACAGAGCGUAGGUGACAUGCACGCUAGAGGGACAGUCUCCGCAGGGCCUUUUCCAAAGGCUUUAAAGCAAGGUGUAGUCCUCUGUUUCCUCCUCAGAAAAUGGAUCUGGAAAGCUUGAUGCUAAUUCCUACUUCACCUUCUCAGGUCACCCUUUGCUGCUUUCCCACUACCAUUGCUCCCCUUCUUUUUCCUCAUAACACCUGAACUAUUGGGCUCCCCUCUUGCUUUAUGACACGGGCCCGUUGUCCCUCUGGGUUGAAGAAGACUUCCAGUGGGGAAGCACAAGGAAAACGCGUAGCACCAAACCUGGCCUGUACUAAAUAAAUACUCAAUACACAGUGAUUCUCGCCUCCACUCCCCUCACCACCUUCUCUGCUAGUUACACCUGCAGACACACAACGAGUGCAAGAAGUGGUGUUGCAUAAACAGCCGUGGCAAGGUCACAAGAGCCUUGCCCUCAGGUUUGCAGGUGUAAUUAUAAGUCCUAGGCAAGACUGAGUUAACAUGACAAAAAAUGUUUAAUGUACCUUGGGUGAAUAGGUAGGAGGCUGAAGGCUCUGUGGAGAUACCUGGCCAGUUUAGCAGAUUGAAAUGCUGAAAUCUCUGCUUAGAAAAUUUAGGCUAUCCUCCAAGUGGGACAGAUAGAGGGUGUCUCACAAGAUACGCUGAUUUUGAGUCAGUCUUACAUGUAAGAGGACUCUUUUAGCCUUUAUAGCUGUGUGUCUGUGAUCAGUUUAACCGCGUCAGAGAGGUAACCUAUCGGAGCUGCAGAGAUUCUGCUUCGAUCAGUGUUCUGUCUCAUUUCUGCCUCGGUUACUUAACCUCUCUGAAUCUUCACAAGUAGCUUCAACUACCAGUAGAAACAUGUUAGGCAGGUACCAUGUUACAAAGCUGUAACACACCCAUAAACCUACCGCCUGAGUUAGUCCCCAUCACCAACAGAUGAAGCCCCCACUUGCCCUUUCCUGGCCAGGUCCUCUUCUCUUCCACCCUGCCCCACAUAUCCUAACAUUUUCUUUACCUGUCAGUUUUCUGCAGUUGUUCGGAUUAGAUGAUGUUGCAAGGCAUGUGGUGGAAUUGGCUCGAGUACUGGUUUCUGCUUUUGAGUCGUACAGAUUACAUGCUGUAGAAGGAUGUUGUGUCCAGAGGGACGCCACGGCAGCGUGCAUUUGGAGCAUUUUGACAGUUUUCCAGCAGAUGGCAGUAAAGUCUAUACGAGAA
Messenger RNA from Lepus europaeus (European hare), 6741 nucleotides. It is a transcript of the gene CSNK2A1, whose product is annotated as casein kinase 2 alpha 1. NCBI's taxonomy places the organism in Eukaryota, Metazoa, Chordata, Mammalia, Lagomorpha, Leporidae. Gene Ontology annotation, cellular component: cytosol; nucleus; protein kinase CK2 complex. Gene Ontology annotation, biological process: protein phosphorylation. Gene Ontology annotation, molecular function: protein serine/threonine kinase activity; ATP binding. The record is from RefSeq and is a predicted model, not a curated record.